This is a messenger RNA of Alternaria postmessia, 2745 nucleotides long. RefSeq lists its product as uncharacterized. Bases 1 to 2745 code for a protein of 914 amino acids. NCBI's taxonomy places the organism in Eukaryota, Fungi, Ascomycota, Dothideomycetes, Pleosporales, Pleosporaceae. The transcript has a single exon. The record is from RefSeq and is a predicted model, not a curated record.
AUGUCCGAUCUUUCUGGCCAGAUCUACGCUGCCUCGUCCAAUCCCAUCGGCAACAUGCGAAACAAGACUCACAACUCGUCGAUGAACUCCCGAUGGCGCUUCACUCGAUCCACCGCGAACCUCCAGGAACCGGUUGCACGGUCACCGUCCGUAGCAUCUCAGACCCCGUCAAUAGUACCCCCCAAGAAGCUGGAACGCGUAACAUCUAAGAUGUCGCUGUUCAGCCUCUUCAGUCGACCCAAAGUAGAGAAGGCUCGUGGACAUACCGAAGUCGGCCUUGCCGUACCGAUGCGACCACAGACUCCGCCUAAACCUACUCAACCUAUCUCCAUACCGAAGUCUUCCCUGAGACAGAACCCUUCCCCGCCCGCUCAACAGACCAUUCGCGCACGCUCAAGCCAGAUGUUCCGACCCAUGUCCAUGCGACCAGCUGUACAACAUCACGAAUUUGGAAAUUGGGACCCCCCUCCGCUGUUUCAGGCUUUCCCACAGUCUUUGAAGCAUGCCACUGUACAAGCAUGUGUAUUCGCUCCAGAGAUCCUGAUGAGAUCACAGAGCCAAAGGCAGCAAGCUGAGUCGAUACGUGAGAAAAUGGACAAUCAGCGCGACCUUUCCACAAUCGCAGAGAACGGUACAGAGACAAAGAAGCUGGAGAAGACACACAAGCGUCUCAUGUCCAACUCUGUAUUGAACCCUCAGACUCCAGAACUUGUCAACAAAAUAUACAUCUUGGUUACUGCAGGAUUCGUGCUCCAGUACGCUGGUGAUGGGGCUUUCGAUCGUCUGCCUGAGAAAGUGCUAAAGCUGGGAAAGGAAUCAGCGGCCUUUGCGUGCGAUCUUAUACCUGGCAAGCACUGGGUGCUACAGAUUUCCAGUCACGCCAGCGAUGACGGAACAUUCGAGUCAGGGCCAAAGAACUCUCUUCUUGCUCGCUUACGAACACAAAAUGCUACCAUGCGCAAGUCAGCCACAAGCUUCCUUCUGGUUCUCGAGAGCGCGGAAGAGAUGGAUGAGUGGAUGACCAUUGUGCGAAAGGAGAUCGACAACCUUGGCGGCAUGAAGGCAAAGGAUGACUUCGCUCGAGCGUCCUCUUCUACUGAUGACUCUGGUGGAAAGAACUCAUCAGAGACUACCAGUCAUCGGUACAGAGUCAAUCGGGACCCACACAUCGUCAGCAGGGUUGUGCCAGUUGAAUCACAGCAUUCCACAUCGCCAAAGAUUGUAGCCUCUGAGUGGGAAGCGAACCAGAACGAUCAAACAAAGAACAGUAUCGACUCGUCUAGUGGACAGUCCGCUCGCUUUAACACCAACAACCGUCUUUCAGUGGAGAUGUCAUCUGUCGCUUCGACGCCUGUCUCUCAACAUCAGGUGCAGUUGGACCAGCUUCGCGGACGAUCACGAUACUCGUUCAUGUCAACAGCUACGUCAGCAUCAGGUGCCGGCACGCGCAAUACUUCGCGAGAGUCAUCUCCAGCACCACAUUCGCCCCUCAAAGAGGAGUUUACUGCGACUGGGGAUAGUGAGCCUCUCCGGAGCGCAAUGUCUCUACGGUCGUUCCACAUGAAUCCCAACAACACCAUGUCGUCUCGCCGCAGGUCAAUGCAGCCUUUGCCAAUCACAAAUGAGGACUUGAGCCAGACUGUGACAACACCCCCUACGAGUAAACGACACUCCCUGUACAACCCGGUCUCCCCAACUGUCCCAGAAUUAGGCCAGCCUUUCGUUGCAGGUCCAGCGGCACCACUAAAGAAGGAAACAGCACCAAACAAAGCCGAUGCUCCGCCCGCUACCGCGCAGGUUACUGAUGCUGUACGCUCAUCGCCUCCUCAAUUGAAGACCGAAGUAUCUGGUCAGGCUGAUGACAACGAUCUUCUAUCAACUCGAGAAGAUAGUCCGGUACGGUUCAAUGCGCAUGCAUACAGUGCGCUACCACGACGGGACGCAAUCUCUCCACCGCCCAAGGACCCUGCCCCAGUACCCCCGCCUCCUGCUCAACGUCAAUCAAUGAUGGGUCCAGCCCCCAUGUACGCUUCUACUGCUGGCGAUUCCAAGACUCGGCGUCGAACUUCUGCUUCACCAAAGCCUUUUCUACGACCAUUCCCAGUACGACCACAAGCACAACAUGGCGAUUCAUCCACAAUCGUAGCGAGGCGACAGUCUUCUCUUACACCAUCGCCCACACCCUCGCCUUUGCCUCCGGGUGUCCACAUGAACCGAUCGGUAACUGCGCCCAUAAGGCCACCUUCGGCAGCUUCGAACAUGCAGCCCACCACUAACCCUCAUGGUCUACAUUCUGCUCAAGCAUCACAAGCUCUGCGCCGUCCUGCUUCAGUCCAGAUCCGUUCUGCUGACCCCGCGCCAUUCCUGUCAUCCCGCCCAAUCCGUGCCAUUGCAUCUACGCCAUCAUUCGUUCCCGGCCGAAGAAUGUCUAAUGCACCUGUUCCCUCAUCAGACGCUGCCGCGCAUAGACCAACACCCAGCAUCGAAGCGCUGAGACAGCAGGCGUUCGCACAACAAAAGACCAUUACACCCAGACGUAGUAUAGCAUCUAUGGGACUGCCACCACCCGCACCACCACCAAACAAGGCAUUGCCUACUCCACCACGCAACAUAACUUCGCCCACUCCUCCACCUAAUAUGCCACUUCCCCCACCGCCACCGAGCAUGGGUCUUCCAGCUCCUCCACCCACUAUGCCGUUGCCGCCUACACCACCGGAAGCUGCGUUACGUGCUUCGGCAAUCUAA